CUGCGGGGGAUCGUAGAGUCCAGCCACAGAUUCCGGCCGCAGGACCCUACCCGUUACCCUUCUGAAGUACAGGAGUGAGGAGAAGGCGAGGCGCAGCCGCGGGAAGUUCCCGGCCGCUGCCCACAGCUCGGUCGUGGUGUCUGUGACGUCAUCACCUUUUGUGGGAGGCGGGGGCCGGGAGACGAGAGCGGCGCCUGGUCGCGGAGACCCGGACCCGACCGCCCUAGAGUACCCAGAGAAGAUCCUGGUGGUGGGCGUGGCUAAAUCUGCGAUGGGCGGGGCUUCUGCGUAUUCAGCUGAAAGCCUGUGUUGGGAGUACAUCAGCCCUGGUUUUCUGCGGAAGGGCACUGUCAAGAUGGAGUUUCCAGCCCAGUGAAACCAAGGACCAGACCGUGACCCCAUAAAGCAUGAUCUCCUUCUGUCCAGAGUGUGGCAAAAAUAUUGAAGCAGCUUUCAAAUUCUGCCCCUACUGUGGAAAACCUUUGCCUACAGAGGAGCAUGCAAAGUCCCCAACCUCUGUCAGACCACUUGUGUCAUCCUUUCGAGGCUCAAAGAGAGAGAGUAACUGCAGUUCUGAAAUCUCUCCCAAGAGAGUGAAAUGGUCAAACAUUGUCAUCUCUUCCCAGUCAUCCCUCCUCUGUGAUGGUCGCAAUGCUGAGUCUGAAGAUGCCGUGAGUUCUUCUGAGAAACCCAAAGGGGCCAGGAGUGGACCCCCUUCCCCCAGAAGCAGCCCACAGUCCACCAGGCGAAGCCCUCAGACGCUGAAACGGAGCCGGGCAACCACCUUGCUUGAGGCUUUGCCCUCAGGGACAGAACUGACGGACAAGAACGGGCAGCGCUGGAGGCUGGGAUCCCUGCAGACCAGGGACGACCAAGGCAUUCUCUAUGAAGCUGAGCCUGCCUCUGCCCUCCCCUGUGAGUCAAGCUCUCAGCAACACCAGUUCUCCCUCAAAUUGGAUGCCAAAGAUGGGCGCCUAUUCAAUGAGCAGAACUUCUUCCAGCGGGCUGCCAAGCCUCUGCAAGUGAACAAGUGGAAGAAGCUGUCCUCGACCCCACUCCUGGCCAUCCCCGCCUGUAUAGGUUUUGGCGUUCACCAGGACAAGUACAGGUUCUUGGUGUUUCCCAGACUGGGGAGGAGUCUGCAGUCGGCCCUGGAUACGAGACCGAAGCAUGUGACCUCAGAGAAGUGCGUGUUCCAGGUGGCCUGCCGGCUGCUGGAUGCCCUGGAAUUCCUCCAUGAAAAUGAGUAUGUUCAUGGAAACCUGACAGCAGAGAAUAUCUUCGUGAAUCCAGAGGAUCUGAGCCAAAUGACCCUGGUAGGCUACGGAUUCUCCUUCCGCUAUUGCCCAAGUGGCAGACACGUGGCCUACACAGAAGGCAGCAGGAGCCCACACGAGGGGAACCUCGAGUUCAUUAGCAUGGACCUGCACAAAGGAUGUGGGCCUUCCCGCCGCAGUGACCUCCAGUCCCUUGGCUACUGUAUGCUGAAGUGGCUUUACGGGUCCCUGCCGUGGACAAAGUGCCUUCCCAACACCGAGGAGAUCAUGAAGCAAAAGCAGAAGUAUCUUGACAACCCAGAGCUACUCGUGGGACUGUACGGUCACUGCAACAGGUCCUCAGAGGCCCUGCAGCAGUACCUGAAGGUGGUGAUGGCCCUCAAGUAUGAGGAGAAGCCGCCCUACGCCAUGCUGAGGAACGGUCUAGAAGCCCUGCUGCAGGAUCUGCAGGUGUCAGCCUAUGACCCCCUCAGCCUCCAGAUGGUGCCCUAGGCCAAACCCAGAACUUGCAGCCUGCAGUUUGAUAUAGAAACGAAGCAAUGUGAGUCAAGGCCUGCUGUUUAAUCACAGAUGAGAAUCUAGAAAAAUCCCUGGAAUGUGCAUCCCCGCGCCUCCCGCCCCUUCCGCAGUGCUGACUAGUUCAGGCAGCCCCCAGAUAAUGUGAAGCUCCUCCUCCGCCCUCUCAGCAGCUGCCGGGCUUGUGGAUGAAGACCCCAGCUCUUGGCGAGCUGGGCCCUCACGAAGACCCUCCUGGUCCCACUGUGCUUUAGUAACAAGUCAUUUUUUUGACCAUUCAA
Chinchilla lanigera (long-tailed chinchilla) is the source of this 2074-nucleotide messenger RNA. It is a transcript of the gene Vrk3, whose product is annotated as vaccinia related kinase 3. Lineage: Eukaryota; Metazoa; Chordata; Mammalia; Rodentia; Chinchillidae. Gene Ontology annotation, biological process: signal transduction; peptidyl-serine phosphorylation. The transcript has 15 exons. Bases 408 to 1769 code for a protein of 453 amino acids. Gene Ontology annotation, molecular function: ATP binding; protein serine/threonine kinase activity. Gene Ontology annotation, cellular component: nucleus; cytoplasm. The record is from RefSeq and is a predicted model, not a curated record.